AUGGCAAUCACUUUGGGCCUCUAUGUUGGGGCUUUUUUUUUUGUCGGCCCAAUCUACAAGCUCCGCCUCGGCACCAAGCUCGUUGUCGUCAUCACCUCCCCCUCCCUCGCCCGCCAGGUCCUCAAGGACCAUGACGUCAUCUUCGCCAACCACGACGUCCCCGUCGCCGCCCUGGCCACCACGUACGGCGGUUCCGACAUCGCCUGGACCCCGUACGGCCCCGAGUGGCGAAUUCUGCGGAAGCAAGCAGGUCCGGCGAAAGGUCGGGUUCUUCUACGGCCGGGUCGAGUUGUCGGUGAACGUGGGGGAGCGGAUGUUUCUGAACACACUGAACGUGGUUACCAAGAUGCUGUGGGGCGGAACUGUGAGGGAGGAGGCGCCGGGCUGGGGAGGGAGUUCCGGGAAGUGAUAUCGGAGAUAACGGAGCUGCUGGCGAAGCCGAACGUCUCGGACUUUUAUUCGGGUUUGGCCCGGUUUGACUUGCAAGGCCUGGUGAAGCAAAUGGAGGGAAUUGUGAAGAGGUUUGACGCGAUAUUUGGAAAGGUGAUAGAUACACAGCUGAGGGUGGAGAAGGAAGGUGAUAAGGACGAGGGGAGUAAAGAUUUUCUUGAUGUGGGAAGAAGAGGAUCCUCCAUGGUUGGAGUGUGA
Messenger RNA from Fragaria vesca subsp. vesca, 648 nucleotides. Its product is annotated as cytochrome P450 93A3-like. Gene Ontology annotation, molecular function: iron ion binding; heme binding; oxidoreductase activity, acting on paired donors, with incorporation or reduction of molecular oxygen. NCBI's taxonomy places the organism in Eukaryota, Viridiplantae, Streptophyta, Magnoliopsida, Rosales, Rosaceae. The transcript has 4 exons. The coding region runs from base 1 to 648 and encodes 215 amino acids. The record is from RefSeq and is a predicted model, not a curated record.